AUGGCUAAGACCAAGGUCAAAGGCACCAAGAAUAAAGCUGCCAGGAAACCCAAUGUUCCUCCAAAGGCAUUGCCUGUGACACUCCUUUCAGGAUUCCUGGGAGCCGGUAAAACAACUCUUCUCCAACAUAUCCUCCGAAGUGAACAUGGUCUUCGCAUUGCAGUGGUAGUCAACGAUAUAGGAGCUAUAAAUGUCGAUGCAUCUCUCAUCAAGCAAACCCACCGUGUCAACAAAACACAAGAGAAAGUCAUCGCUCUCCAAAAUGGCUGCAUCUGCUGCACCCUUCGAGGAGACCUCCUCGAAGAGCUUGUUCGUCUCUCUCAAUUGCAAGAGUUUGACUACAUAAUCAUUGAAAGUAGUGGCAUCAGCGAGCCUGAGCAGGUGGCUGAGACGUUUGACUCGCGGCUAGCGGAACAGAUGGAUACCAUGGGGUCUAUCGAGGGUGCACCUGGGCUUGAUGCUGACAUGAUCAAAGUCCUCAACCAGCUAAAAGAAGCUGGUGGUCUGGAAAAGUUUGCCAAACUUGAUACAACUGUCACUGUCAUUGAUGCAUUCACUAUGCUCCAUGACUUUGACACAGGUGACCUGCUAUCUUCCCGAAGAGAUGAUGUUACACCAGAAGAUGAAAGAACAGUGUCGGAUCUCAUGGUUGAUCAAAUCGAGUUUGCAGACGUCAUCAUCCUCAACAAACUCGACAUGGUCGACGCAUCCACAAAGCCACGACUGCUGGACUUGAUAAAGAGGCUCAACCAUCGGGCCAAGGUCAUCGAGUCGAGCUAUGGAAAGGUUGAUGUCAAAGAAAUAGUCAACACAGGCAUGUUCAAUCUGCAAGUUGCCCAGUCAGGCUACGGUUGGCUUCAAGACCUCCAUGAAAUGACUGUCCGUGAGGUCAAUGGACGUAACGUUAUUACACCAAAGCCCGAGACGGAGGAGUACUCUGUCAGAAGCUACAUCUACAGCCGUCAUAGGCCGUUUCACCCUCGACGACUUUGGGCAUUACUAUAUGACAAGUUCAUCCUUCAACUUGAGCAUCCCGACGAGGAUGGUGAUGAAGAGGAAGAAGAAGACGAGGAAGAUGAUGACCUUGAGAUGGUUGACUACGCAGACGCUCAAGACCCGUCGGCGGAAAUCGACCAAGCAACUGAAGACUCGUCUUCAUCACAUGGUAAACGCUCCGCGCCAUCAUCACCUCGAAGCUCACACUCUACCAUCGAGUCUGCACCUUCGCCAGAGCCUGCUUCCAAGAGGCAAAGGCUCACCGACGAAGAGAUGGACGAGACAGAAGAUUUCUUCACGCCACCCAACGAAGUAAUCCUUGAAACCAAGCGCAAGCAUCCCAUCUUCGCCCGUCUCUUCCGUUCCAAGGGUGAAUUCCUCCUGGCAACACGUCCCCAUCGCGCAGGAGACUGGUCCCAAGCUGGUGCAAUGCUCACCAUGACAGACGGGAGGCCAUGGUUCUGCACCCUUCCUCCAGAGGACUACACGACAGGAGACGCAGAGGUAGAUGGUCUUGUACAGCACGAUAUCGAAAAGGGCGGCGAGUGGGGCGACAGACGCCAGGAGCUGGUGUUUAUCGGGGAGAACCUGGAUCACAAGGCGCUUGAGAAAGUGCUGGAUGAAUGUCUCCUGACGGAUGACGAGUUCAAACAGUGGGAAGACGUUAUGAGAGAUGAGAACAAAAGCGUAGAGGAGAAGCGUGAGGCAUUGGAGGAUCUGUUUGAUGAUGGUUUUCCAGAUUGGUCCGAUGAUGGUGAGGAGGAUCAUGAGGGGCAUGACCAUUCGCAUGCGGGUGGGUUGAGGUCGAUUAAGAAACACUUACAGGAAGUGGACUAG
Molecule: messenger RNA, 1833 nt
Organism: Fusarium poae
Lineage: Eukaryota; Fungi; Ascomycota; Sordariomycetes; Hypocreales; Nectriaceae
Exons: 6
Coding region: 1-1833 (610 amino acids)
Source: RefSeq, a predicted model, not a curated record